This is a messenger RNA of Haliotis rufescens (red abalone), 3033 nucleotides long. RefSeq names its product neuropeptide S receptor-like. NCBI's taxonomy places the organism in Eukaryota, Metazoa, Mollusca, Gastropoda, Lepetellida, Haliotidae. Gene Ontology annotation, molecular function: G protein-coupled peptide receptor activity. Bases 145 to 1383 code for a protein of 412 amino acids. Gene Ontology annotation, cellular component: membrane. The transcript has 2 exons. The record is from RefSeq and is a predicted model, not a curated record. Gene Ontology annotation, biological process: neuropeptide signaling pathway.
AGUAGGCCCCCAGCAACAUGUGCUGGAUCGAGAGGUCAGGCUCGGUGCCUUUGGUGAUUGCAUGUCACCACAGGACAUGAGUGUACACCAGGGUGCUGGAGUGCUGGGAUAAUAUCAUGUGUAGACGAUUAAAUCCAGUUCACCAUGGCAUCUACAACUUCUGGUAAAGAUACAACGUUGGACAAGGUUGAAGAAUACCACACCGAAAUAGCAGUACUUAUGUCGCCUGUCAUUAUCAUCCUGGGGAUUCUGAUGCUGGUUGGAUUCUUCGGAAACAUGCUGGUGAUAUAUAUCUAUGCUGUCAGGCUGAAGAGAAGUACCACGCACCUGUUCAUCAUCGCCUUGGCUGUUGCUGACACUGUUGUGUGCACUGUGUGUAUUCCAGUAGAAAUCGUUGUAAUCCGCUAUCUCUACUCCUUCGACGUCCCAUGGCUCUGCAGGGCGUUUCGUACAGUUGUCACGGCCUGUGUGAUUAGUUCAAUAUAUGUUCUUGUGUCCAUAGCCGUGGACAGAUACAAACGGGUAUGUACUCCUUUCAAGUCUCAGAUAUCUUUGAAAACGGCGAAAAUUGCAGUUGGUAUUGGGUGUAUUAUUGCUCUGAUUCUUGCGUCACCCUCCAUGGUUAUUCUAGGCAGAAAGACCAUUAACAGAACCGUAGUCGGUUAUGCAUGCUCCACGGAUGACAGCAUGGUAACGACUCCGUUUCCAGGGCUGUUUAAUGGGAUGCAGCUUCUCAUAGCUGUGCUUUAUAUUUCGACUGUUACUUCCCUCUAUGCCUUGAUUCUGAAAAGAGUCCGAGCACAGAAGAGGUACAGAGAAGGAAUGAGUCCUAAACAUGUUGACAGCAAGGUGUGUUCAACCCACUGUAGUGAUGCACCAUAUGAGACUGACACGUCAAUCACGUCAACACAAGACAACGCAGUGCAAUCACCACAGGGUAACAUACCAACGAGUGAGGAUACUGUGACAUCAUCAUGCGACAUCACGGUGAUAUUAUCACAGAGUGAGUUACCGUCGGGUGACGAUACGAUCACGUCAAACGACGAGACACCGACAUCCCCAAUCAGCACAAAUGCAAUAGAACAAGAUGCAAAAGUAAACUCUGCUCUGAAGAAGGGGACGCACAAGACCACGUUUAUGAUGUUUAUCAUCACAGCUGUGUUCAUUCUUAGCUUUAUACCCCACCUGGCUCUGAUGGCGACAAGAGCCGUGCAGAAACACACGUACGAUCAUCUGGAAGGAGCACCAUUGGCUCUGUAUAACAUUUUCUUUAGGACAUUCUUCAUCAAUUCAGUAUCCAAUCCGAUCAUAUAUGGUUUCAUGAGUGACAAAUUCCGAUCACAGGCAAAGAUUGUAUUUAAACGGAUGUGUUUUAAGAAGUAAUGCAAUGUGAGCGAAAUAUUCUUACGGUCAUCUAUGUUGUUCACAUUCUACAUUCAGUGUAUAGCUAGUUGUUUAAUAUAUGUAUGAUAUUAACCUAUAGUCAGUCAAUAGAAUAAGAUAUUGUGACAUGUUGUAACUGGGUAGAAUGACCUACAGGUGAUCCAUGACUUGGUUGUGCUCUAACGGGGUAUAAUGACGUAAAGUUCCAUCUCACCCAUGUCUUUCUACAACGGGUUUCAAUGGCCUACUAUUGAUCUAUAACCACGUCAUGCUUUAAUGCUAUAAAAUGAAGUACUGGUCAUCCAUUCCCACGUCAUGCUGUCACGGUACAAUGACCUACCAGUUCUCUAACAGUCUUCUUCAUGUCUAGGUCCUCAUUUAACCAAAGUCCAAGGUAUCUAUAAGAUUCAGUAUAAUCCACUGUUAAACCGUUAUACUUAAAGCAAACUGCGAUCUGUGUUGGGAAGGGUUUCUAAAAUGGACAAGUUUCGUUUUCUUCUUACUCACUGUUAACGGCCAUCUAUUACACCAGGCCCUAUCUGGUGCAAUCAAAGCGUCUGCAGACAUUAAAACAGAAAUAGUAGCAUAAUCAACCUGUACACUACACUUCAGAUUAUUAAUAGCUUCAGACAGAUCAUUAGGUGAUAGUUUGCAAGGCUCACAUACAAAAUGUUCUGUGAGAGAACCCUAACUGUACAGUUAGUAUCAACAUAUAAAAACUGCAGUUAUAUCCAUAGACGCCAAUAUUACAUAAUUACAUAUUACCGCAAACAGUGUCUAUUUACAGCACCAUACGUCUUUUUAAGGUCGAUGAAUGCAACAAAAGUAGGCUGGUUACUUAUUUUUCUGCGUUGCACUGACGUUGUGAAACAUAAAUGAUAGAUGCAGUCUCGUCUGGUCCAAACCUUUUUGUUCAUCUGCUUAUGAUUUGUUCUUUUACAGCCACUCUGUAUUCAAAAUAUCAACAUGAAGUGGUAUCCAAAUAUUGUUAUGGGUUUCAAACAUCCUGUAUAUCUGUUUUCGGGAUAGGAUGGAUAAUGCCAAUGUUCCAUAUUGAUGGGGUUGCACCGUUUUCAAAUCACAUUUUAUUAUUCUAUCAUUUAUUAUGUAUCAUGAUAAACAGAGCUGGAGUUGUUUAUUCCCUCGCUGGUAUAUCAUCUUUUUCAGUAGAUUUACCAUGCUUUAACUGGAUAACUGCUCUCUCUAUUUCAUUUCUAGUAAUAGAUUUUAUCCACACUAUUUGCUGGUAAAAACACUUUGAAAUCACUUGGACAGACAGUGUGGGUGGUGUUAGAAGUGCUUCUAUUAGAGUAUUUUUCCAUUUUGAUAACACGAAAUCCUGGUCAUAGCAAACCUUGCCGUCGUCAUCAAAAACUUGUGGGAUUUGAUAUUGGUUCUCAUUUUCUUCCAAAAUUUCUUUCCCGUAUUCCCCGAAAGUAAGUUAGUUAGUUUAUCCUGCUGGUUCCAUGCACAGUUGCGAUUUGUAUAACGAUUUAGACGAUCAGACGUUUUCCAAGAUUCAUUAUGCAAUUCCCUGUCUCCUUUUCUCACCAACAUAUCCUUUAUACUUUGACUACUGUCUUUUUCACAUUGGCAAACAACAUCCCAUAACUUUUGCAGGUCACAAUUCCAAUAAAGUUUGUAUCUUGG